AGAGCAUUUUGAUUCCUUAAUAGUAGAAGUCAUGAAGCAGAAGUUUAGUGGAGGUAGCUUUAUCCCUAGGAAAGGAAGAUACUUAAACCUUACCCAACAAUUAAAGCCAAGUACCUCAAAACAAGAACCUAGCUACCACCUCCUCCUCAUACCUUCUAAAAAACCUCCUCCAUCUGGAAAAAAACAAAAACCCCUUUGAACUCCUCCGGAUGUUGUCACUCUCUGGCUACCUAUCACCUCUAUCAAUCAGCGCCCUACUUGUCGAGCAGGAACCGGCCUUAGUGAUUUGACGGUGCUAAGUGAAAGGACUGUCGUUCAACUAAUAAAAGUUACCAUUUCCAAUGCCAAAGCCAGUUCUAGGACCAGAACGACGCACCAAUCCGUUAAUUUGGUGUGCAGCCAUAAUCUGCACCAUCUUAACCGUAGCCGUUAUCAUCACUGGCAUGGUCGUCUUCAUUGGCUACAUGGUCAUUCGACCAAAAGUCCCUCAAAUGAGCGUAGCAAGUGCCAAUUUAGAUAGAUUUUCCUAUGACAUGGCCAGUGUUCUCACUCUCAGAGUCUCAAUUAUUAUCAAAGCUGAGAAUGACAAUUCAAGAGCCCAUGCAAGUUUCUAUGAGACGAGUUACACACUUAGCUUCCAUGGUGUUAAAGUGGCUUAUUUAAAUGCUGACCCUUUUGAUGUCCCUGCAAACAGCUCCAAGUAUAUGUAUUAUCCUGUUGAAUCAUCGUCGAUUCCAUUGACGCCGGAAGAAGGAGAGGUUGCUGAGCUUUUCUUAAGGCGGAAUCAAGUGGUUUUUGAUAUAAGAGGGAAUACAAGAACAAGGUGGAGAGUAGGGUUGCUUGGUUCUGUUAAGUUCUGGUUGCAUCUUAAUUGUCAGCUCAAGUUUCCGUUAAAUGGAACUACAAUAUACCCGAGAUGCAGCACGAAAUCCAAAUGAUUCACUGGAAUUCAACUAGGUAUUUUGUCUAAUUAUUCACUUAGAUUCAAUUUUAUGGAAAAAUAAGCUAAGGCUUGUCCUUCUCCUCGAUCUUGAUUUGCUUACCUUUUUUUGUACUCACAAGAUAUCCUUUUUUCUGGAUACAAUUAGAUUCUUGGAAGAAGUAAUCAUCAA
Molecule: messenger RNA, 1112 nt
Organism: Nicotiana tabacum (common tobacco)
Lineage: Eukaryota; Viridiplantae; Streptophyta; Magnoliopsida; Solanales; Solanaceae
Source: RefSeq, a predicted model, not a curated record